Molecule: messenger RNA, 1914 nt
Organism: Argiope bruennichi
Lineage: Eukaryota; Metazoa; Arthropoda; Arachnida; Araneae; Araneidae
Exons: 3
Coding region: 341-1843 (500 amino acids)
Biological process (GO): SCF-dependent proteasomal ubiquitin-dependent protein catabolic process
Cellular component (GO): SCF ubiquitin ligase complex
Source: RefSeq, a predicted model, not a curated record
UUCAUCUCCGCAGCUUUGGGAGAAAACUAUGUUAACUACAAAAGUAAAUAAUCAUCUGAUUCGUUAUCUUUAUAACCUGUUUAUAUCUAAUAUAUACAGGCUACCAUAGUUCAUCAAUUCCUGCUAAAAUUCAGGUUUUUAUUACAUUCACCAAAUAUGAUGAUGUUUUCGUUCUUUGAAGCUAUUUGGCUGCUGAAAUUGGAUUUUACUCUCUUGAUUCAUACUCGGACACCACGGCAUUGUAACCAACCAUGCUACUAAAUUGGGCAGCUUUCUUGUACUACACCACUGCAUUCUAAAAAAUUAUAUCAUCUGGAAGAAAAAUUCUUGGAACAUUCCAAUGGCUGAGGAUACUUUGUACAGACUAUGCAUGCAGACCGUUUACGAUCUCAUAGCAGCAAAAGUUUGGGACUCAAGUGCUCAGAAUCCAUUUUCUAAGUUCCAAUCCAAAGUUGUUGAAGAUUUGGUGGAUUUUGUUCGAUCUCAGCGAGGAUAUUCCGACGACAAGAACACCAUGGAAAAUUUGAUGCUGUUAUUCGCAAGUGGUCGGAUUAGAAAGUUCGAUGCCUUCCACUGGAAUUCUAAAAAGAACCAGACCUGGCUUCCGGGCAUACUCACCGAAAAUUUCUGUAAGAAUUUGCUUUCUCUCUCUCUUCCAAAGCAUUUUUAUGCCAUUUAUCCUGUCAAAUCUAUUCUUCCUUUUUGCCGUAACUUGGUUGAUGUACAUUUGCCAGUGUUUAUUGAUUUGGAAGUGUUUGAGAACUGUCCACAGUUGCAGAUUCUGAGGUUCCAUGCUUCCGACGACGAAAUAUCACAUUAUUUCCGACAAAAAACUGGUGACUUACCUUCGACGAUAAGAAAACUUCAAGUGUUUUCCGUCUGCAAUUGUCAAAUUCAUUAUGCUGUAACCAAAGAUAUCAUCGCGAAACUUCUUUUGAACUGCCCAAAUUUGGUUUCUGUUGGAUUUUGCAAUUCCUUGGACGCCUUUCAUUACAUUCGGGAAACUCAAGACGAAUUAUCUAAUCCAUUCCAACUUCGCAGAUGCUAUUGGGGAUUGAAAUACACUGAUUUUAUACCCACUCCAGAUAACCCAGAGUUUGAACGUUAUCAGUCUCAAUUUUCUCACAUGGUAAAAGUAGCGACUUCAUUGUGUUCGUCUCUUGAAGAAUUAGUGAUUGAUGUCUUCGAUAAUAAUUGUGUCCAACACUUGGUAAAACUGAAAAAUCUUAAAGUUCUUAGUAUUAGUUAUGAAGAUCCAUAUGAUGACAAUUACGUGCCUGCCUUUGUUUCGCUUCUCAGAGAAAUCGGUAAACAGUUAAGCCGCCUCAGUGUAACCGCGCAGGGACCUGUUCCUAUGGAUGUCAUAUGCAGAUAUUGCCCUUAUUUGGUCACACUGCGAAUACUUGGAAAGGUAACGAUUUCGAAUCGUUCAAAAAAGUGCAAACGCCUGCCUUUACUAAAAUCGUUAUGUGUUGAUGUAAUAGAUAAAGAAGAUCUUAAACUUUUCUUUCUUAACUGUCCCAAUAUGAAAGAACUUUUCGUCGGUACCGCCGUAGGUUUCGUCGACAGUUUUUGCGAGACCCUUUUGAAGAAAGAGGUAUACCCAAAGCUUGAAGUGGUGUCGAUAGAAACUUGUUCCCUUACGAAAAGAGGAUUACUGAAGUUUCUUAACGGUAUUCCCACUUUACAGAAGGUGAGUUUCGAAAUUUUAGGCGGAACGAGGGAGAAACCGAAGGAUAUCAUUAAACAAUGGAUUAAAAAAUCCAAGACAGAUGUUGAAGUUGAUGAGCGCCUGUACAGAACAGAAUUUUUUCGGCGUGAAACUCAUCCCUGUGUUUUUUAAAUUUAAAUUCUAUCAAAGAAAAUCCCGACAAGCCUGUAUCUCGAAAAAUCAAUAUUUAAAUCUAAAACGAU